GUUGCGUAUGAACGUGAGCGCCCGCCUCUUACAGGACAUCUGUUUGUUGUAGUUGUUACCGAUAGAAGGAAGAGGGAAUAAGAUUAUUUUUUGGUUGUCACAUCGUGACCGCGUGAGGAUGAAGUGUAUCACCAUGGCACGUGAAGGGAUUUGACCCAACAUGGAACAAUAAUCGAUCUCACCUCCCCUCAACAAGAUCAACAGUCUUAACGCACAGUGCUGCUCUGGCCUGAGAGACCAUGGGCCGGCUGGAUGAAGCAGCCAAACACAAAGUGAUAGAGCUGCGGAAAGCUGGUCUGAGCUUCCGGAAGAUCAAAGCUGUGCUGGAGCUGGAAAACAUCAAGGUGUCCGCCCAGGCUAUCUACCUGUUCCUGAGGGAGUUCCAAGGGAGGCCGCCAGGGAGGGUCAGGCCUGUGGAGGCUGGAAGCAGCACAACAGCAGCACAGGUGCAAGCUCGAGUAGGGGCGAUACAAGAGGGCUGGAGUAACAUUCAUCUCCAAAACCUACUACGGGAGGCGACUCACCAUGCUGGCUUUGCUGCAGCUGCGGAUUUUGCAAAACAGACUUCCGCAAAUCCAGAGGCUAGUGCAAAGCCACCUGGGUACGGGGAGACCAGCGGAGGCAGCAGGACAGAACAGCCACACGAGGGAGAUAAGGAAGAGAAUGACAUCCAGAUUGUCAGCGUCACCUCCCUUGCACAGAACAGCCAACAAAGAGGUCCCCAGUCCUCUGUAACACGGGCAGAGAUGGGCGCCGUGUCGUCCACACUAACAGCUCCUGGAGCAUCCGUGAGGAGGAGAGUCACACCUUCUCAAGCCACCAACUCAAUGUUGGCAGCUCGAAAGAGACUUUUGGACAAAGCGCUGUCACACAGGAUGAAGUCAUUCCAACAGGUGGCAACAUUGCUCAGGAGAGAUCACUCGAGUGUUGAGGGUUCUAAUUUGAGAAGUGCAAUGCCUCAGCCUCCAGAAACGUAUGAUUUGACCAAUGAAAAGACUGUUAUGGAGGGUCAACCUCAUGGAAGCGGUGCCCCCAAACGUUUUCUGACACAGAGACCGGGUCUGUCUGUCCGAUCCCCUCACCCUCCUCCUCGGGUUGGCAUUCGUCUUCCUCAUCGACCGCCAGCGCUUUUAACGUCCACAGCUCCUGGGGGUGCCAUCAUCCGUCUACAGACCACUGGAGGCCAGGGUGCUGCUCGUAGUGAGCGGAACCUGAGCCCUCAGCAGGACGCCGUAGGGAGAGGUGGUCUGCAGGAUCAGAUUCAGACCCUGGGAUCUGAGGUGCGCAGCUUGGGGCUGGCAGUGAAGAUGCUCGUGGAUCAGCAGUGCCGCCUUGAGAGGGAGCAGGCGCAGCAGACCCACAUUCAGAAGCAGAUCCUUAGCACUCUGCAGAGCUUCGCCUUCAAACUGGGACCCUGUAGCAGUUUUCAACAGCAGCACAACAAAACGCCAUCACCCUCUACUUUGCCAACCGCUUCUGCAGCUACCUCCUUCAGCCAAGACAACUUCAACUUUAGUCCGAGUACGUACACACAGUGCAGCCAGACCCAGCCAAGCUACAACUCUUUAGAGAGUUUAGAAAAUGUAGAGGCCUUCAAACUGCCAGGACUGAGCCCAACGAGCAUGAAUGGGUUUCCACCAUGUAGCAAUGCCGAGAACCUUCCACUCACUCACACACCCUCUCAAACACAACCAUAUGCAGCUGCAUACACACAGCAAACCAGUCAAACACUCUUGCCGCCCUACUCACAAGCCUACAUCUCUACAUACAGCCAGUCACAUUCUCAGAGUUUCAGAAUAUCAGAGAGCAAGUCAUCGGAUUUCCCAAGCAGCUGUUCAGCGAGGACUCUCCAGGACUGCAGUCUGUCCACGCAGCCGGCGGUGAACGCCAACCACCCUGCACAAGAUCUACAGAUCAAUAUCAUCAAAGUGGAGGGACCUUAAAGGACUAUCAGUGUUUUGGGGACUACAAGGGCUUGGAUUUGCUAUUUAAGAGUCACUUUAGUGUAGUCAAUAAAGACACGUGUUUUUACAAUUAACAUAGCUGUAGCAUUUUAUAAUUUAUUUAUUUACAAAGUACAUUUCAAGAUAAUACAAACAGCAAUAGAAUAAAGUGAUAACAAUGCUUUAGUAAAUCUGUGGGCACGAUUUGUCUUUAACAUAGACAAUGAAUGUUGAAACAUGAUUAAUUAUGUGCAGGCACCGUGUCUUUUUUUGUGAAAACGCUUAAGUUUGUAUCAACUUAUUUUGUUUCCCUAGGACUGACAUGAACUGUUAUCUUUCAUACCUCUAUGCUUACUGAUUGGAGAGAGAAAAAAAUAAAGAGCUGGUUGUGAUCUAAA
This is a messenger RNA of Scophthalmus maximus (turbot), 2341 nucleotides long. RefSeq lists its product as uncharacterized. The record is from RefSeq and is a predicted model, not a curated record. The coding region runs from base 240 to 1943 and encodes 567 amino acids. The transcript is spliced from 4 exons. NCBI's taxonomy places the organism in Eukaryota, Metazoa, Chordata, Actinopteri, Pleuronectiformes, Scophthalmidae.